This is a messenger RNA of Funneliformis mosseae, 1167 nucleotides long. Lineage: Eukaryota; Fungi; Glomeromycota; Glomeromycetes; Glomerales; Glomeraceae. The record is from the annotation of a GenBank genome assembly.
AUGUCUUCACCAACCCAUUAUCUUAUUUCAGCGCCAGGCAAAGUUAUAUUGUUUGGUGAGCACGCAGUUGUUUAUGGAAAGACGGCAAUUGCUGGAAGUAUUGACGGACUUCGCACUUAUAUACUUUUUGAAAAGAGCGAUGAUGGUCUCUUAGAAUUGAAUUUACCGAAACUUGGUCUUCACCUUCCUUUAAUAUGGCCGAUUUCUGCUCUUCCAUAUUCCAAGGUAGCUGCGGUUAGCAAAGCUACAGAUAAUAAUUCUUCGCAAGAAUUAGCAUUUAACGAGGAGCUUUUAAAAGAAUUAAAACCAAUUGUUCUUGAUGGCAACGCUAAAAAUAAAGAUAUUCAAGAAAUUAAUGAAUUACAACAAGUGGCGGCUUCAGUCUUUCUUUACCUUUACACGAGCUUAGAGGAUAAACAAAAUUCAUGGUGUGGGAUGAAAGUUCACGUCACUUCCGAUUUACCAGUGGGAGCUGGAUUGGGAUCAUCCGCUUCUUAUUCAGUUUGUUUAGCUACAGGAUUAUUACUUGCUCUAGGUCAUAUUCCUGUUCCUAACUCUAAUGAAGGAAAUACAGAUACUAGCUUUUCAGGUUAUUCUUCUCCAAUGAACUUAAUAAAUCGUUGGGCAUUUCAAGCCGAAAAGGUGAUUCAUGGUAUUCCCUCAGGAAUUGACAAUGCAGUAGCUACUUAUGGUGGUGCAGUAUCAUUUACAAAAGGUGAAAUGGAAAAUGUGAUAGGAUUUCAAUUACUUCGAUUCCUAUUAACUAAUACGAAAAUAUCUCGGGAUACUCGCGCUCAAGUUGCUAAAGUUCGCGUGUUAUAUGAUAAACAUCCACAUAUUGUCGAUCCUAUAUUAGAAGCCAUUGAGGUGGGACAUUCAUCUAUUGAUCGAGUAAGAGAAAUUACCGCACAGCAUUCAUUACAUUCUAAACUUACUGGAGCUGGGGGUGGAGGUUGUGUAUUAACUUUACUUAGAGAUGAUAUUACAAGUGAUGAAAUAACGAAAAUAAAAUCGGCUUUAGCAUCAUUAGGAUUUGAAAGUUUUGAGACGCAAGUUGGAGGAAAUGGAGUUAGCGUGAUUGAUUCUUCAGUUACUAUAAGUAAACAAGAAUUUUUAUCAUCCGAAAAUAUACAACAAAAAUUUUCUGUUUGGAAGCAUUUUACCUAA